Ostertagia ostertagi is the source of this 300-nucleotide messenger RNA. The record is from the annotation of a GenBank genome assembly. Lineage: Eukaryota; Metazoa; Nematoda; Chromadorea; Rhabditida; Trichostrongylidae.
AUGCCGGAGUGUGUACGACGGUUUUUUAUUGAGAUUCUUCCGAAGUAUCUUCUGAUGAAACGACCGCUCGACCACACCAUCAUAAGAAGAAAGAACCGCGAACGACGUUCAGCACACCUCAGAGCAAUAACCAGUUCGCCAGCGGAAUGUCCGAACACAAUCUCGGUCUCCUUUCGCCGACUACGUUUCGAACUUCGUUUGCAGCGGGAUCUGCCGAGGACACCUCAUACUCAUCACUCCAACGGUAUCAUUUCAAUUCGCUUUUCUCGGAUAACCCUAGCUUGUGUCGUUCCUCACUGA